This is a messenger RNA of Lytechinus variegatus (green sea urchin), 4114 nucleotides long. Its product is annotated as alpha catenin. NCBI's taxonomy places the organism in Eukaryota, Metazoa, Echinodermata, Echinoidea, Temnopleuroida, Toxopneustidae. The coding region runs from base 131 to 2866 and encodes 911 amino acids. The transcript is spliced from 21 exons. Gene Ontology annotation, cellular component: catenin complex; adherens junction. The record is from RefSeq and is a predicted model, not a curated record. Gene Ontology annotation, molecular function: beta-catenin binding; actin filament binding; cadherin binding. Gene Ontology annotation, biological process: cell migration; cell-cell adhesion.
ACAGCCACAAUACAAUCAAUUACGUUGUAAAGACCCACUUCUUCUUCAGUUCUUGAUCAACGGUUCUACUACUAUAUUUGAAUAUUUACUAGAAAAUAGCAUUAGCAAGUAAAAGACAGAACUACCAGACAUGUCAGGCAGCAUGUCGCCUCCAAGGGGUACCCUAACCCUGAAAUGGGACCCAAAGAAUCUGGAGAUCAGAACAUAUUCAGUGGAGAAGACGUUGGAACCAUUAGUUACACAGGUGACUACACUUGUCAACACCAAACCGUCGAGUAUGAAGAAAGGUCGAUCAAAGAAAGCUCAUGUUUUAGUGGCUGCUGUGAUCAAAGCUACAGAGAAGUUCAUUGAGCAAGGAGAAGAGAUAGCUCAUGAAAUACCAGAGAUUGAAAGAGAGAUGUUAGCUGCUGUUGAAGAAGUCAGAAGCACAGGUGAAGAUAUGCGUGUAGCAUCAAGUGAGUUUGCAGAGGAUCCAUGUUCCUCAGUAAAGAGAGGUUCCAUGGUCAGAGCUGCUCGUGCCUUGCUCUCUGCAGUCACCAGACUUCUCAUAUUAGCUGACAUGGUUGAUGUACAUCUUCUACUUCAGACACUCAGAGUUGUUGAAGAUGAUUUGGAUAAAAUCUUGCGAUCACAGAACCCAGAAGAUCUGAUGAACAACUUCAAGCGUUUUGGACAGAACAUGAUGGAGUUCAACGAUAUAUCUGGUCGCAGACAAAAUGAUUUGAAGGAUCCUCGACGUCGUGAUGAAAUGGCUGCUGCCAGAGCAGACCUAAGGAAACACAGUACUAUGCUCUUCACUGCUUCUAAAGCUUGGUUGCGACAUCCUGAUGUUCCAGCUGCUAGGGAGAACCGUGACUAUGUUGUCAAACAGUUAGAGGAUGCAAUGAAUGCUAUCUCUAAUGUAUCUCAAGCCACAGGAGAUUCUAGCGCCAAUCCUAACAUCGAAGGAUCAGGAGAACUCAUUGCGGCACUUGAUGAAUUAGAUAAGAAGAUUAAGAUGAGUCCCGUGGAAUACAACGAAGUGCGUACGCGCCCGUCCCUAGAGGAGCGUCUUGAGAGUAUAAUCAGUGGAGCUGCUCUCAUGGCUGAUUCAUCAUGUACCAGGGAUGAUAGGAGAGAGAGGAUUGUAGCCGAGUGUAAUGCUGUGAGACAGGCACUACAGGAUCUGCUCUCAGAAUACAUGAAUUGUGCUGGAAGCAGAGACCGCAGUGAUCCCUUGGAUGAGGCUAUUGAGAGAAUGUGCAAGAAAACCAAAGAUCUACGUAGACAGCUACGUAAAGCAGUUGUUGACCAUGUAUCCGAUUCCUUCUUGGAGACCAAUGUACCUCUUUUGGUCCUGAUUGUAGCAGCUAAGAGUGGUAAUGAGGCGGAGGUAGAGAAAUAUGCCAAGGUCUUCCAAGAACACGCCAACAAGCUGGUCGAGGUUGCCAAUCUGGCAUGUUCAAUGUCCAAUAACGAGGAAGGAGUGAAGAUGGUCCGGAUGGCAGCAACGCAGAUCGAGAACCUGUGCCCUCAAGUUAUCAAUGCAGCCCGUAUCUUGGUAGCCAGACCCCGUAGCAAGGCUGCUCAAGAUAACAUGGAUGUCUUCAAGGAUCAGUGGGAGACGCAGGUCCGUCUUCUCACCGAGGCUGUGGAUGAGAUCACUACCAUUGAUGACUUCUUAGCCGUAUCAGAGAGUCAUAUAUUGGAGGAUGUGAACCGUUGCGUGAUGGCGCUUCAUCAGCAGGAUCCAGAGACAUUAGACCUGACUGCUAACUCGGUCAAAGGACGCUCGGCUCGCAUCUGCACCGUAGUCAACUCUGAGAUGUUAAACUAUGAACCUGGUCUGUAUACAGAUAAGGUCAAAGAAGCAGUUAAUAUUCUCAAGAAUGAAGUUAUUCCUCAUUUUUCCAACAUGGUUGAGAUAGCUGUUGAUGCAUUGAGCUCUCAACCCCCUAAAGACACGGAGGAGAAUGAGUUUGUUGAUGCUUCUCGUAUGGUGUACGAUGGCGUGAGAGAAAUCAGAAGAGCAGUACUUAUGAAUAGGAAUCCUGAUGAGAUCGAGACCGACACUGAAGUGGACUAUGAAGAGGAGUACGAUGUCAAGAGCAAAUCAAGCUACCAGACUGAGCCUUAUGAACUUGAGGAUGUACAGGAAGGAGUUACAUCUAGGGCAAUGAUGAGGGAUCUGCCACCAGAGGAGAAAGAGAAGAUCAAGGAACAGGUUGAACUGUUCCGUCAAGAGAAGGAGAAGCUAGAUCUUGAGAUGGCUAAAUGGGAUGAUAGCGGUAAUGAUAUCAUCAUCUUAGCUAGACAGAUGUGUAUGAUCAUGAUGGAGAUGACAGAUUUCACCCGUGGAAAGGGUAAGCUUAAAACAACCAUGGAUGUGAUCAAUGCUGCUAAGAGAAUUGCUGAAACUGGUACUAAGCUGGAUAAACUUGCCAGGCAGAUCGCUGAUCAGUGCCCAGACUCUUCAUCAAAGGAAGAUCUGCUUGCAUACCUCCAACGUAUCGCCCUCUAUUGUCAUCAAUUGAACAUCACCAGUAAAGUCAAGGCUGAAAUUCAGAAUAUCAGUGGGGAGUUGGUCCUUUCUGGGUUGGACAGUGCUACUUCCUUGAUCCAAGCUGCUAAGAACUUGAUGGGAUCUGUAGUCCAGACGGUCAAGGCUUCCUAUGUAGCAUCUACCAAAUUCAGAUCCAAGAUGCAAGGAGCUGGAACAACUGCUUCUCCUGUUGUCCUGUGGAAGAUGAAGGCUCCAGAGAAGAAACCUCUCGUCAGACGUGAGAUCCCUGAUGAACUUGAUUCCAAGAUCAGGAAGGCAGCCAAGAAACGUGAAGUCAACCCUGUACAAGCUCUCAGUGAAUUCAAGGAGAAAGGUCCAUUUUAAGAUGCCGACUGAUAGUACCUGGGCCCCGUCUUACAAAGAGUUGCGAUUGAUCUGAUCAACCACAACUAUGGAAAGCCAGCUACACCAACAUCUAAAAUGCAUGUUUGUUUCAAUGUGUUUUCUAGAUAUGAUGUAUACUAAAGCAUUCAUUGUUGUCUUGAUAAUAUGUUGUUGUCCUCUUUGUUCACAAAAAAAAAACUUUGUACAAAGCAGGAAAGUUAGGACUAUGAUGGAUUUUCAUAGAGUUUACAUUGAUCGCAUCAAUCGCAACUCUUUGUAAUUUUCUGAAUGACCGGUGAUUCUAUCUUAGGCACUAAAUCCACAUCAAUGAAAAUUUGAUGUAUAUCAUUGUCAUUUACCACAAGAAAGGAUCACCAAUCUUUUGUAAAGUUGCUUGUAACUUAUGAACAGCUCUAUGAAAACACCCACUCUGGUAUGUUUCAUAAAUAUCUUCAUAUUGAGUUAUGCACGACUUCACACAUGAUUUUACGCAUGACUGGUGAUCCUUUCUUGGUUGCUAAAUCAGAUUCUCAAACAAUAUUGAUUCCCUUCAGGUACAGUUGGAAUCUGAUGUUUGUAGAUUGAAAUUAACAUUUUAACAAGAAUUUGGAAAUUGUGGGAGUGGGAUCUCAUUAUGUUAAAAUAGGGAAAAUAUUGGGUUUCUCAUUAAGCGCAAUAUUAAGGGUCAGUAGUCGUGUUGUGUGUAAAUUAAGAAAAGCUUUAUGAAAUGGUCCUCUACAUGGGAUCUCUCUGAUUUUACUUGUUGAAAGCUAGUUUUUAGCGUUGUCUUGAAGUAAUGGGUAUUCCUUAUUCACAGACCUCUUACCUGGUCCAUUCUCAGACAAGAAAACAGUAAUAAAGGUAACUUUUGCUGGUAGAUAUAUGAAUAUUUACAAGGACUGUGCUCAUUUUGAUAUGCAUAAUUCUUUGACUGCAGAAUAUUGAAUGAUAAUAGAUAAAAACAAAUGAUUUUGUAAUAAUAUAUGAAUCAUUUUUUCCUGUCUGCAGAGUGAUCCAGAUGACUACAGACUUCAUUUCUUUUGUUCAAAAUGUAAUCAAUUGUUUAGGCCAAUACUUGUGUUAAUAGUAUUAAUUUUUACUCAAUCACAGUACUUUUUUUUACCAAAGCUGGACUGAGUACUAAAAAAUAAAGUAUUGUAAGAAAUCCAAACUUGGCAUCAUUUGUAGAUAAAUGAUGUUCACUUUUAACAUAGAAAGAAUGACUGAAGAUGAGAAAUUCAGCUGAAA